CAACCACGGCCACCUUAGCUGCAACCCGAGAGUCUUCAUGGCGAGCCAAGCUUUCGUGUACCUCGCGCUACUGCUGCUCCUCUGCAGCGCCAGCCAAGGCGACGAGCUGGGAGCAGAUGCGGCGGGCCGGACGCCGUGCCGGGCGGCGGACCUGGUGGUUAGGCAGUCGGCGACGGGGCGGGUCGUGGAGGGGAAGCCGGAGUACGCGGUGGAGGUGACCAACCGCUGCCGGUGCGCGCAGUCCAGGGUGUUGCUCCGCUGCUACGGCCUUAGCAGCGUCGAGGCCGUGGACCCGCGGGCGAUCCAGCCGGUCGACGGCGAGCGCUGCCUGCUCCGGGGCGGCCGGCGGAUCCCGAGCGGCGCGCCGGUGCGGUUCAAGUACGCCUGGAUGACGCCGUUCGACUUCCCACUGGUCAGCUCACAGGUGCACUGCUAGGUAGUACUACUAGCUGCGUGUGCCUGAUCAGCCGAUGGUACUCAUGUAAGAGACAUUUUACAGUGCACAAGUGCAGUAGUGCGAUUGCGCGCUCCGCGGCGCCGGAUGCUAUCUCGUUUGAUAUUAGCUAGGCUGAUUUGGUGCGGUUUCUCUCUAUUGUAACA
Molecule: messenger RNA, 600 nt
Organism: Triticum dicoccoides
Lineage: Eukaryota; Viridiplantae; Streptophyta; Magnoliopsida; Poales; Poaceae
Product: protein TAPETUM DETERMINANT 1-like
Exons: 2
Coding region: 38-436 (132 amino acids)
Biological process (GO): cell fate determination
Source: RefSeq, a predicted model, not a curated record